AUGGAAGAGAUGGAAGAAGAGUUAAAAUGCCCCGUGUGCGGCUCCUUCUAUCGGGAGCCCAUCAUCCUGCCCUGCUCUCACAAUAUAUGUCAGGCGUGCGCCCGCAACAUCCUGGUGCAGACCCCGGAGUCGGAGUCCCCCCAGAGCCGACGGGCCUCGGGCUCCGGGGUCUCCGACUAUGAUUAUCUGGACCUUGACAAGAUGAGCCUGUACAGCGAGGCGGACAGCGGCUAUGGCUCCUACGGGGGGUUCGCCAGCGCCCCCACUACCCCGUGCCAGAAGUCCCCCAACGGCGUCCGUGUGUUCCCCCCGGCUAUGCCGCCACCGGCCACCCACCUGUCACCGGCCUUGGCCCCGGUGCCCCGCAACUCCUGUAUCACCUGCCCCCAGUGCCACCGCAGCCUCAUCCUGGAUGACCGGGGGCUCCGCGGCUUCCCCAAGAACCGCGUCCUGGAAGGGGUAAUUGACCGCUACCAGCAGAGCAAAGCUGCGGCCCUUAAGUGCCAGCUUUGCGAGAAGGCACCCAAGGAGGCCACCGUCAUGUGCGAACAGUGCGAUGUCUUCUACUGUGAUCCGUGCCGCCUGCGCUGCCACCCGCCCCGGGGGCCCCUAGCCAAGCACCGCCUGGUGCCCCCGGCCCAGGGCCGCGUGAGCCGGCGGCUGAGCCCAAGAAAGGUCUCCACCUGCACAGACCACGAGCUGGAGAACCACAGCAUGUACUGCGUGCAGUGCAAGAUGCCCGUGUGCUACCAGUGCUUGGAGGAGGGCAAACACUCCAGCCACGAAGUCAAGGCUCUAGGAGCCAUGUGGAAACUGCACAAGAGCCAGCUCUCCCAGGCGCUGAACGGGCUGUCGGACAGGGCCAAGGAAGCCAAGGAGUUCCUGGUGCAGCUGCGCAACAUGGUCCAGCAGAUCCAGGAGAACAGUGUGGAGUUUGAGGCCUGCCUGGUAGCUCAGUGUGACGCCCUCAUCGACGCCCUCAACAGGAGGAAAGCCCAGCUGCUUGCCCGUGUCAACAAGGAGCACGAGCACAAGCUAAAGAUUUCUGACGCCCUCAUAAGGAGAGUGCACCUGACUGAGGAUCAGUGGGGGAAAGGCACGCUCACUCCCAGGAUGACCACGGACUUCGACUUGAGUCUGGACAACAGCCCUCUGCUGCAGUCUAUCCACCAGCUCGACUUUGUGCAGAUGAAAACUUCCUCUCCAGUCCCAGCGACCCCCAUCCUACAGCUGGAGGAGUGCUGCACCCACAACAACAGCGCUACGCUGUCUUGGAAACAGCCGCCCCUGUCCACGGUGCCCGCCGACGGAUACAUUCUGGAGCUGGAUGACGGCAAUGGUGGUCAGUUCCGGGAAGUGUAUGUUGGAAAGGAGACCAUGUGCACCGUGGAUGGUCUUCACUUCAACAGCACAUACAAUGCUCGCAUCAAGGCCUUCAACAAAACAGGAGUCAGCCAGUACAGCAAGACCCUGGUCCUCCAGACGUCCGAGGGUAAGGCCCUUCAGCAGUAUCCCUCAGAGCGAGAACUGCGAGGCAUCUAGCAUGGCUGGCAAGCCCGGAGGUAACCCCACCACUGCCCACAUUCGCAAGUGUUUCCGUGACUUCCCCUGCAUUCCGGCACAGAGCCGCUGUUUCUCUCCUGCCUUUAGCGAGCCCAUGGUAUGUGGACGUGAUCAAACCAAAGAGUCCACAGCGGCAGUUCCAAUGGCCUUGGCCGGUGGCUUCCUUUGAUAACGCUCUAAAUAAGCUGCAGCGGAAGAAGCUGAAAAGUGAAGGCCUCAAUGUGCCGCGGUGUGUGAGACAGAUGUAUCUAGGCUCUAGGGCAGGCUCCCAUUCUCCACGAUACACAACAUUGGCCAGUUUUGCCCAGACGAUUCUCAAUUGCUUUGUAGCGCUGGCUUGGGUCUGAGGGCGGGGCCGAGGUCCUUACCAGCUGCGGAUUUAUCCGACUGAACGUGUUUCCAAGGGGUGUGGGGCGCAGGAGCCGUUCCGAGAGGGCCUGUCGGCCACUCCUGGCUUAACCAGAAAGUUCCGUUUCACACGCUGGGACUGAGGCUCCCUGUGGGCACCAGCCAGGAAGAGGCCAGCGCCUCUGCAUUACCUCGCCAUUUUCACCUUUGCCAGUACCUCUAGGUUUGGUUAGGCUGCCCAGGGCCUCCGCACAAGGUCCAUCUCCAGACAACUUUCGCUUCUUGGCUAUACUGUAAAUAUUUUGGUCAUCAAAGGCAAGCCGUCCAUCUCAGGAGAGGGGCUUGGAUUUGAUGGCCAGGUAUAACCUCUGAGGCUCUUAACAUUUUCACUCUAAAAGCAAUUGCAACACAUGAAAUUAAACCUAUGACGAGGUAUUUGUGGUCGGUGCCAAAGCAUUUUCAGACCUUCUGGGUGUCAUUUUAAUCAUAGAAGCCACCCCCAUCCCAUGGCAUUCUCUGUAACUUCCCUCUGCAGAACUGAUUAUGUUGAUUUUGUUCACAUUCCAAAUGUUAGCUAAAAGAACUGUGCUCCGCUUCCCACAAACCUCAGCAUGUGCCAGUCACCCCUAAAAUGGUUCACAUGGUUAAAAAUAAGCACAACUUCAAAUCCCACAGCAAGGUUGAAAGGCCCCUAGUCGUGCAAACCACACUUGGGGAGCACUUGUAAUUCUGAAUGAUGCUACUCAAAGAGAAGGAUCUGGUGAAGGGGAAAUGCCCACAUACCUAUCCCCCUGUGGGUUAUAGGGAUGUGGUAGCCAAGCGUCCCCUGGGAUGAUCAUUUUAGCAGCUUCUCUCUGGGAAGAGAGCUAUCAGCUUGAGAGCAAUUGCCUCUUUUCCCAAAGCACCGUGCUAGAUGCUAAAGCCCUCCAGAAGUGUUCCUAGGUGCAAUGCAGAAGGCCCUUGAUGGGGAUGGCCUUGUUUCCCAUGUGUGUACAAAGCGGUUUGAUUGAAGAGUGAAGUGCAUGCCAUCAGAGCAGGGAGACAAUUUGCAGCAACGUUGUUAAUGUGUCACCAGACCUACGGGAAAACUAUUUCUAUUCAUAAUGCAUCAUGGAAAUCAUACUAUUCUGCUAAAAUCAGUUAUUAGCAUAGCAGCCUGAGCACUUAUGUCUCUCUUUUCAUCCUGCAGGAGGGUGUAGUUUCUAAGUUUCGAUUAAUGUUCAUAAGAUUAUGGUGUCUAAUAAAUUACAGGAUUGGAACUGCGAUCCUUGGUACCACAGUCACAGAACUGGGGGUCAUUUUCUAAAAGAAACUAACGGAACAAGUCCUCUUCCAACAAAGAAACUGUACUGUAGAAAUUAAU
Balaenoptera ricei (Rice's whale) is the source of this 3274-nucleotide messenger RNA. RefSeq names its product tripartite motif containing 9 (gene TRIM9). The coding region runs from base 1 to 1542 and encodes 513 amino acids. Gene Ontology annotation, molecular function: zinc ion binding; protein binding. NCBI's taxonomy places the organism in Eukaryota, Metazoa, Chordata, Mammalia, Artiodactyla, Balaenopteridae. The record is from RefSeq and is a predicted model, not a curated record. The transcript has 6 exons.